Molecule: messenger RNA, 3053 nt
Organism: Didymella exigua CBS 183.55
Lineage: Eukaryota; Fungi; Ascomycota; Dothideomycetes; Pleosporales; Didymellaceae
Exons: 1
Coding region: 224-2584 (786 amino acids)
Biological process (GO): rRNA processing
Cellular component (GO): nucleus
Source: RefSeq, a predicted model, not a curated record
GGAGAAAUGCAAUCUCCAAAGAAGAGGGCCAUGGCCGUACGCUCGUCACUGCGCGUCUGCACACUCCACGAUCUUGGUGGCAGACCCCUGUCCGCUAAUUCGCGCACGGACCUCUUUCUUCCAACGCUCGUGAACUUUUUCUGCCAUCUGAGCUCUCCCCAACGCAGCAUUGCCAAUACUUUCUGGGUUUGAAAAGAAGAAGAGGAGGAGAAUAUACAGAACUAUGGCCCCGAUGACGACUGAGUUGGCAACUCUCCGAACGCUCAGCUUUCGCAUCUCUUCUACCGCGACCGCACAACUUCCCCAGCAUGUGCCUGCCAUAGCUGCAUCCUUGUCCAGUUGCAGGACCCUUCUGUCGUCGACCCAGACGUCCAACGCCAAAUCAUCCUCAGAAGCUUCAGUCGCAGUACAUAAGUUCCGGACCUUGCUUUCAACCUUACUCCAAGAUCGGACUACCCAGGGAAGAUGGUCAGCUAUUGUUCUGAUCAAGGCCACUAUCGAAGUUGGCGGCUGGGAGACGCUGCAAAAGAGCCUACCCUGGGUGCGCGGACUUUUGAGUGUCUUGUCGAAACCUGACCCACCAACCUCAAAGAAGCUGUGCAUCAUCACACUGACCCGCAUUUUCAUGCUUACACGAGAGUAUCCGACCUUAAUCCGCGAAAUUACGACUCCGACGCUGCCAGCAUUCGUACAGACGGGUUUGCAGAUUGCUGGUUCAAGAUCAUCAGCUGGCCUUCUGCUCACUGUACUUCGGUGUUUCUAUGAGUUGCUACCAAGGCAUCCGACCAUCUUCCGACCCCACCUCAAGACGCUCCGACCGCUGCUGUGCCGCCUAGUCGCACCUACUCCCUCCUCUGGACUGUCAGCAGAUCAACCCCAAGAUGCUGUCUCGUCCGAGAUCUCGGACGCUGCACGCAGAUUGCUUGUUCAGAUGCCAUGCUGUGCGCCUAAGGGUGCGUUCAAUGAAGAAUGGGAGAACGCGCUGCGAACCACAGUCGGUGGCGUGCAUCGCGUCGCUGAUCGGGUCUUCCGUGCAGUCCUCGAGGAUUGGCAGUCUACAGUGCGAGAGACUCCUGCUAACAGUCACACUUUGGAUGGCGAGGUCCAGGACCUUGAGGACGACUACCUAUCUCUACCACCUUGGUCCGGAAUCUUUGCCGGUAGCGAGAGACUUAUUGGUCUUAUUCAGCUUGUCAAGCAAUACCUCGGAAGCCCAACGGCGAAUGCUGUUACCUUCAAAGUUGGAGUUAUUAUGGAUCUGAUCACUCGAAUGCUGUCACUCACAGUUCCUGCGUCUGGGUCAAAGUCCUUCCAGAACACCGUAAGGAUCAACAGCCAAGUCAGCAAGGAGGAACGGGAAAACCUCUGGCUGGUACUGCCUGCUGUUCACGUCGCCGCGGUCGAGCUCCUCCUAGCCAUGGCGAACCGACUGCAGGCGAGCACACUCGCUAUCGAUACUUUAGUCCUCGACCAGCUCGUGUGGGUGUUCGGCUCCGAGAAGGACAACGCGCAGGUGCGGACAGCUUGCUACCGAGCCAUUGCAGCCCUCCUCGAGCGAUCAGGCGUGACCUUACCCAAACCAUCCAUUGACUCGCUUGUCCCACUUAUCCGUACUUGUUGUGAGGAUCUUCUGCCUUCUGAGACCAGUCCUACUGUUGUGAAGGACACCCCAGGACAGGCCAAGUCGAAGGGCAACAGCCAGCCUCAGACUUCUGCAAAUGCAGACUCCUUCCUGGGUUCGAAGUCUGUGAGUGAUCCCACUGCCAGGUUCUUGGGCCUGGAAGACGCUGCGCACGAUCUGCUGCCGGUACUACUUUCAGAUGUACGCGCGCAAUACUUUUCCGACUCCUUGAGGGCGCGCCUCGACCGCACUGCUGUGCUCAUCCAACACAAGGAUGCCAUGUUAGCAAGUGUACUCAAUCCGCCGCCGAGCAAGAAAUUUGGCAAACCGGCAGCCAGUAUACUACCUCUCAUUGCUCGGUCAUUCCAAGGAGAUCGCGACAUUGAGGGUAUGACGAGGCCCCGAAUGCCGGUUAUUCGUCUCGGCACUCAGGAUGCCGAGCUGGACGAUGAACCUGAGGAAGAAGAUGAAGUGGAGGCGGAAGGAGACAAAGAUACCGAUGACGAAGCUCAGGCUAACGAGUCUUUCGUGGGCCAGGAACUCGACACAAUGCUCAAGACGGCAGGAGAAACAGACGUAGUCAUGCGAGACUUCUCUAGGAAUGUAGCUGCUGAGCCUUCUGUACCGACAGCGGUGGAGGAGCAAGGGCCGUCUGAGGCACCCAGCAAACGAUCCCACACUGGCGAGACCCCUCUUUCCCCUGCGAAGCGGGUGCGAUUUGACGAAGCAAAGUGGGCGGCAGUGCCGGCCAUGCCACCAGCUGUCAACGCAUCUGUUCAACCGGUAGAGGAACCAAGGAAUACCGAGCUACCCGUGAUAUCGGACUUUACUGUCAGCUCCACCGCUUCUGCAAUCCCCGAUUUGCCAAUGCCAGGCGAAGGCGGUGACGACAGUGAGGACGACGACGACGACGAUGUUGUGCCACUGGUAUUCGGGCAAGACAGUGACGAUGACUCUGAGUGAUUUCUGGGGUGUCGCAAACAAUUCGUAGGGGACAACGUUGUUUCUCUGGUUCAACAAAUGUCAACUAUAGUUCGCAGCGAAUGCACGGACCGUCUAUCAAUAAAGCAACAAUUGCUCACAAGUUGACCUUAGAAUUGCGCAAACUUUUCCACACACUUUCAAAGCCGUAUUCUACACUCGAAAGUCUAGCAGAUACCCCAAUGGCGUCUCGACACUUGUUGAAGAACUCUCGCACAGCCUUCAGCUCCCGCCAUUCACCAUACCCAACGAACACCCCAGUCGCAACACAUUUGCAAGCCAGCAGCUCACGCACUGCUUUCACGCCAAAUUCUCCAGAGCAGGUUGUACCCGUACAGCCCGUUGUGCUCCGCUACGAAAAAUACCAGGACGACAUGCCCGUCAAGUCAACAGAAGCCCAGGAGCAAGGCUUCACCGGCAUGCGCCACUACGCCUUCAUGUACAAGCAAAA